UGGGGGUGUGAAGGCAGCACCACAGAGGAACAACGAGGUCCUCACUCCUCCCAGAGCCAAAGAGGACCUCUGGAAUAAAGACCUGGACCUGCGACUAGACCCAGGACUGGACGAUACGACUGUGUUUGGCACGAGACCAUGGAGAGCUAGGACAAGAACGUCCAGAUCUCUGCGGUCUCAGAUCUACACCACCGUCUCCGGCAGCAUUCCACCAACAUUUUGCCAAACAAGAAUCCGAGGCCUAAAACCCUGGACUCAUUCAACACAUUUUGGUUUGAGUGUUUUUAGAUGGGGUCAGCGUUUGGCCGGUUCUGUAUGCAGUUCUUCUGCUGCUGCUGCGUCACAGACGAAGAAGAUGAUGACGAAAAGGAGCCACUGCUGCCGCCUGACCCUCUGGAGUUUUUUAAUCGUGAAGUCCAGAAGCGCAAAGAUGAGGAGACCAACCUGUGGAGCACCCCAGGAGACCCGAGCCACUCCGAGAGGGACGACGACCGCACGCUGUACACCCUGAUCCAGGCGCGCAACAAGACUCGCAUGGGGUCUACGGGUUACAGACGUUUGAGCGUCGACAUCGAAGCCAUGAGAGACACACGAAGAGAAGUUCGAGACAAGUGGAAGACCAUUCUGGAGAACUUAGGCUUCAUGGCAGAGGCUGAUUCUCUCCUGAACGUCUCUGCCGGAGCGUCACAGGACCGGAUGAGGGAUGCCGCAGCUGCCCGGGCCAUGCUCAACCUGCUCCACACCGAGACGUCCAUCUUCAACAGCAGCAAAAACCCUCCUCCAGAGAGAUACCUCUUUAUCCUGGAUCGUCUGAUCUACUUGGACAUAGCGGAGGACUUUGUUGCCAAGGCCAAACGUUUCUAUCCUCCCAAAGACUCGGACGACUCGGACGAGGACCCGAUGGGCCUCGGGAUCAACCUGCCGCUGCUGCUCGCGCGAGUCGAGGCCAUGAACGGAGUCCCAGAUGAUGACGACGACGAUGAUGAAGAGAAAAGCUACGAGAGUGACAGAUCCUAAAGCUGCAGUACACCACACGACACCAGGGGGCAGUAGACUACAGACUACCACACUGAAGGAGCUGCACAUCUAGGCCCACAAGUUCUCUGCUGUCUGAAUUUAACUCCCAUUUCCACACAUUUUUUCAUACUUAAAGGUGCAUUACGUAGCUUUUUUCUGGUGGAGCUGCUCUGUAACUACUUUUCCACAGUAUGGCUUUAAGUUUCUGUUAUUUAAAGGUCCUGUAUGACACAAAAUGGACUGUUUCCUCCUCAAAAACAGACCUGGAGUUGUGUUUUGUUUCAUUCACACAUGUUUGAUUAACACUUUAUUAUUAGUCUGUCUACAUCUCCA
This is a messenger RNA of Periophthalmus magnuspinnatus, 1350 nucleotides long. It is a transcript of the gene mreg, whose product is annotated as melanoregulin. Gene Ontology annotation, cellular component: melanosome. NCBI's taxonomy places the organism in Eukaryota, Metazoa, Chordata, Actinopteri, Gobiiformes, Gobiidae. The coding region runs from base 289 to 1017 and encodes 242 amino acids. The transcript has 6 exons. The record is from RefSeq and is a predicted model, not a curated record. Gene Ontology annotation, biological process: melanosome transport.